AUGGAGGACCAAAAGAUGCGAAUACACAGUGCCAUAAGUAGUUGCAACAUCUUGUUAGACAACAGAGAGCGGGUAAAGAUUACUGGAUUUCAAAAACCAUUGUUCCUGCCUCCGAAUCAAAUUGGCGACGGGCAAGCGGAUUCCAAGAAUACAUAUCCUUGCUUCGAUCCUUAUAUGGAUCCGGAAUAUGCUAAGACUGGCAAGCUGAAAAAAGAGUCAGAUGUAUAUAGUUUCGGAGCAGUUAUGUUUCAAAUUUUGUGCGGAAAGUCUGCCGAUGAGUUAACUAACAAAAAGGAGGGUCAAGGACAUGAACUGGUGUCCCAGGUCGUACGACGAUGGUUCGACACAGGAAUAGAGAAAAAAAUAGCUUCUGUACUUAUGGCAAAAAAUGGAGAAGACAAGUUUUCUCUAAAUAAAGGACCCAACAAAGAUUCAUUGGAAGCAUUUAUUGAGAUUGCAUAUCGGUGUUUAGCAGAAACACAAGACGAGCGUCCGACAAUGAAAGUGGUCAUCAAAGAACUUGAGAAAUCAUUAUCAUUUCAAGAAAACAAUAAGGAUAUCUUCCGAAUGUCACUCGAGGAAAUAAAAUUGGCCACACAUGAUUUCAGUCCUCUCAACAACAUUGGAGAAGGAGGUUUUGGAAGGGUAUACAAAGGCAAAGUUGGAAAUAAACAUGUUUAUGGGAAUUAUACCAUUGUCGCCAAACGGUUAGAUACAAGUCAUGGUCAAGGGGAGCAACAAUAUUACAAUGAGUUACAAAUACUCUAUGAGUAUACGCAUGAGAAUGUCAUUGGUCUUGUAGGCUACAACGACGAAACUAAUGAAAAAAUCAUUGUUUAUGAACAUGCAUGUAAGGGAAGCCUUGAUAAAUAUUUGAAUGAUGCUAGUCUUACAUGGAGGAAUCGCCUUAUGAUAUGCAUUGAUUUUGCAACCGGGUUGGAUUUCCUUCAUGGAGGCAUUCGUGGAAAAGAGGUUGUGAUACAUAGGGACAUCAAACCUGCUAACAUUUUAUUGUUUGAAGAUUGGAAGGCAAAAAUUGGUGAUUUUGGGCUUUCUAUCAUAAGUACGGUAAAUAAGGAAGCAGACUAUGUCAUCGAUCAUGCUUGCGGCACACGAGGCUACUGCGACCCGUUGUACAAAAAAUCAGGUUUCUUAACCAUAGAAUCCGACAUUUAUUCGUUUGGUGUUGUUUUAUUUGAGAUCUUGUGUGGGAGAUCUACAUUUGAAAUCCACAAAUAUGAGGGUCGAUAUCUGCCCGAUUUCGUUAAGCACAAAUUUGAAGAAGGAAAACAAAACGAGGUUGUAUUUGAAGCUCUAAAGAAAGAAAUCAUGCAAAAGUCAUUAACAACAUUUCAAAACAUUGCCAUCCAAUGCUUAGAUGGCAAUAGAGAAAAAAGACCAAGAGCGAAACAAAUUUUAGCAGAACUUAAGAAGGCGUUAGAAUUUCAAGUAAGUUAG
This is a messenger RNA of Erigeron canadensis, 1458 nucleotides long. RefSeq names its product probable receptor-like serine/threonine-protein kinase At4g34500. NCBI's taxonomy places the organism in Eukaryota, Viridiplantae, Streptophyta, Magnoliopsida, Asterales, Asteraceae. Gene Ontology annotation, biological process: protein autophosphorylation. Gene Ontology annotation, molecular function: ATP binding; transmembrane receptor protein tyrosine kinase activity. The coding region runs from base 1 to 1458 and encodes 485 amino acids. The transcript is spliced from 2 exons. The record is from RefSeq and is a predicted model, not a curated record. Gene Ontology annotation, cellular component: plasma membrane; plasmodesma.